AUGCCGCCUACUAAGAAGGGAGACUUGGAUAAGUUAGCAUGGGCAUGGAUAGAAUCUAUCAGUCCAGACGAGAUUGAGAAAACACAUUUAGAAACUGCAUAUAGAAUUGGAUUAAAGAGUUGUAAAAAUUGCAAACGCAAUUGCACCUAUAAUCCCCAAUGUCUGACAGGUUUAGGAGAAGACAAAUAUAUGAAAUCUCAGCCAGCCGAGGUAGUGUCUUUAGAAAGUUCCUUAUCAGAGUUACGCGAUCCGACCCAAUAUGUUGGCUUAAAGAAUCUAGGUGCUACUUGUUACGUCAAUAGCUUAAUUCAAAUGUGGUUUCACAACGAAGACAUGAGGAGAAUAAUAUACAAAUGGGAUAUUACGGAAGAUCCAGAGGAGAAGGAGGCAUUGUGUCAGUUAAAGAAAGCAGGAGUACCCUAUCAUCCAGUAACUGCGGUUGGCCAAUUGCAGUACCUUUUUGCAAUGAUGCAAUUCGGCAAUAGGAGCCUUCUUGAUCCAGUCAAUCUCGCUAUUGCGUUAUCCUUGGAUACCAGAACACAGCAAGAUGCCCAAGAGUUCUCCAAACUGCUAUUGUGCCAUAUUGAAGGAAAGCUACAGCAAAACUCAGAACUGGAGCAGAUGCUGCAAAGGCUGACUCAGGGAAAAUAUAGCUAUAUCAAUAGUUGUUCCACGUGCAGCACUGAGUACCCAACGUCUACCACAUUCUAUGAGUUGGACCUACAGCUGGCGGCAACUUUAAAAGGGGCAAUCGACAAUUAUUUGUCAGAAGAACAACUGACGGGAGCGGAUCAAUAUCAUUGUGUUACUUGCAAUGAUAAAAAGGACGCCAGGCGAUUCAUACGACUGGAGUCGCUCCCAGAGACUUUAAAUAUUCAACUAAUGCGCUUUGUAUUCCAUAGAGAUUCCGGACAGAAGAAGAAAUUGAAUUCAUAUAUUCAGUUUCCUGAAGAGCUUGAUAUGUCGGAAUAUAUUAGGUGUCAACCUCAAACUCAUCUGUACAGUCUCGUCGCUGUAUUGAGCCACAAAGGUCCAUCUGCAUAUUCGGGGCAUUAUAUCGCGAAUAUAUGUAAUUCAAGCGGGGAGUGGUAUCAAUUUAGCGACGAUAAAGUUGAAAAAAUGCAAAAUAAACGAAUCGAGGAUAGCGUAAAUGAUAAAUCAAUGAAACGUGGGCGUGUUCCAAAAGGAUUUCUAUCAUCCAACACAGCUUAUAUGUUGGUUUAUAAAAAGUUAACUUCGGAUGGGCGAAUAAAUGCUGUGAAGAAAGUAAAAUUGAAAAAACCUGAUGUGGAAAUAAAUGCCUCCAAUGAUACUGUUUACUGUGAGAAACUUGCAGUUACAGAAAAAUCGGAUACCAGGGACGAACUGACGCAGAAAGCUGAUAUUGAAGAUGCACCAUUAAUUCAAGAAGAAAACUCUGAAAAAAUAUUGAAAUUAAGUUUAGAGAAUGUAAUAGAAGUAGAUAAAUCUGCAAUAUCUAAAAAGACUGAUACACCUAUCAUGGGUGAAAAUAAUACAGAAAUUGUUGCUAGCACAAAUGGAUGUAAAGACACGCAUGAGUCUACUUUAGAACAAUUACAAAAGGUUCAUCUAAAAGAGUCAAUGGUGAAAGUUGUUAAGCUAGAUUAUAAACGGUUGAAUGGUGACGCACACAGAGCUAUGAGUUGCGGUGAACGUGAUUUUUAUGAAGAGAUGGAAUUUGAGAAUUGGCAAGUAAGCAGUACGAUGCGUGAACUUGUUAGACAAGAAAAUGUUAAACACGAAUUGAGUUUGUUAGCCGCACAGCAAGAAAAACAAAAAGAAAUUGAAGAUCAGAAUUCCAAACGACAACUUGUAAUAGAUGUGUAUAAUAUAAUCCAUUCAACAGUAUCUUGGAGUAAUUAUUAUUGGAUACCAACCGACUGGCUAUCGAAAUGGUUGAUCGGACAUUCCUCUGCAGUCGAUAUCCGUCCGAUCGACAAUUCCAAUUCAAUGUGCUCGCACUAUCGACUUGAUCCAUUGAAAGUUAGUCGUAUGAAAUGCGUGCCAGAAUUAGCAGCUCAAAUGCUUUACGAUAAAUAUCUAGGAGGUCCGCGAUUAGACCAGACGUUUUUGUGCGAAAUUUGUGUAAAGCGACGUUGCAAAUUAUUACGUUUCAAGAUAACACUUGAACGAGAUCACAAAGAAGUUGGAGAAUUAAUUCGCACAUUUAAAGAACCUGUUGAAACAAGCUAUAUAAUUGGUACUGAUUCACUACGAUCAUGGCGAAGGUUAGCUAUGGAAACGUUUCAAGAGGAUAUAGAACAAAAGGAAGACGAUUGCCAGGAUACUCUACAAGAGGAGAGUAAGAAUACGGACAAAGACGGCAAUGAUUGUCCGAAGGAAGUCGAAGAGAACAAGGAAAAUGAAGUUAUUAUAAACUUCAACGAAGACUUACUCUGCGAGCACAAGUCUCUUAAAACGGCAGAUUCUAGUAGAAAAGUGAUACCUCAAGAGGCAUGGGUGAUUCUCAAAAAAUAUUUUCCGGAUUCGAAAGAAUAUCCCGUUGGAUCGCCAUCCUGUUCAAUCUGUGAGGAAAAGAUGAAAAGUGCGCAAAGAGCGAAGAAAGACGACAAAAUAAAGGCGAAGCAACAGAAAGAUGAGCUUACCGACUUGUAUUAUGGAAAGAAUAGGAAUGAAAUUUCUACGUGCAUUGAUCCUCUGAAAUCUUUCUACAUUGUGGAAAAGGGCUUCCUGGACAGUUGGCGUUCCUUCGUUCGAUACGCAGAGGUCUACUCGAGAACACCACCGACAGGUAUCCAGAACGCGUCGCUCCUUUGCGAGGAGCAUAAAGGAUUACUGCACGUGCCCAGAAUUACUAACGAACUAUACACUAUAGUAACUGAGGAGGAAUGGUUGAAGCUCAUGCAGUUCUACGAUGUUGACUAUCCUAUUGUCAUAAAGAAGACUGGCGAUGACUAUUCCACGAAUCCUGGCCUAUGCGCAGCUUGCAUGUUAGCGAAGGUUGAACAGGAACGUCUAGAAAGCUUGAAGUACGAUAGAGCAACAAUCUACGUUAAAUGUAUCGAUGAAAACGUCGAAUCUAAGAUGGACGACGCUGAUUAUGAGGUAACGACAAAAAAACCGAAGAUAACGAAGGCACGUCCCUCACGAACUAGGAGAAAAUUAAAAGGAUCUCAUGAACUCAAAGUGUCUUCUGAGAUUACUUUGAAAGAACUUAAAGUAAUGACAAUGCAAAUUUGUGGGGCUGGACCAUACGAUCAACAUAUAAUGCUAGGAGAACACGAACUCAUUGAUGAUAGCCUGAGCUUGGCGACACUCGGGAUAUUUCCUGGAGCUCUACUUACAUUAAAGAUUGAUUCUCCAUUAGAAAAUGAAACCGAUGUCGAGUCUGAUGCUCACAAUUUCGAUUCUUCGUCGCCAGAGAAAGGCUUUAAAGGAACGGAAUUGGUGCCGAGCUGAUCUGUAUGAACAUAAUGUAGCUAAUUUUUUCUAACAUUUAAUAAUAGUUGAUUUAACGCAAGAUAUUUUUA
This is a messenger RNA of Trachymyrmex cornetzi, 3512 nucleotides long. RefSeq names its product ubiquitin carboxyl-terminal hydrolase 48. Bases 1 to 3441 code for a protein of 1146 amino acids. Gene Ontology annotation, biological process: protein deubiquitination. Gene Ontology annotation, cellular component: cytosol; nucleus. The record is from RefSeq and is a predicted model, not a curated record. Gene Ontology annotation, molecular function: cysteine-type endopeptidase activity; cysteine-type deubiquitinase activity. Lineage: Eukaryota; Metazoa; Arthropoda; Insecta; Hymenoptera; Formicidae. The transcript has 17 exons.